AGACAAUCAGAGUGCUGUGAUAGAAGCUACAUGUGCGUGUGCGUGCAACGGCCAUAUUGUGUUGAAUGAAUGCGAGAAGUGACUAGGCUAAAGAAGCCAAAAUUAUUAUCUUCCAACAUCUUCUAGUUGAGAAGUAAUCGCCCGUUGUUAUUACAAUGGAGAAUGUUUAUGGAAUUGGUGUAGCCAAUAGGUACGCUCUUUUUUUGGAUGAUGAAUCCGACCCCCUGGAAGCUUUGAAGCAGAAGGAGGAAGAAAGAGAGGCUAAAAAGAAAGUCAAAGUUGCCGAAAAGGAAAACACCAAGACUAAACAGGAAAUCCAGCCUAAAAGUAAAACAGGGCCGGUUGCUAAGAAAACUAAGGAGAUCAUUGGAAAAUCUGUCGAGAAACGCGACGACUUGAAGUCCAACAUCCAAAAAGGUUCUAACGAUGGCAAAAACGAACGUAGUUUCGAAAAGAAGAACAAUGAAAACCGCGAGGCUGUGAAUAAUAGAAGAAACCGUGAAGACAACCGUAGUUUCAGGGGGAACGAGCGUGGUGAGUUCCGUAAAGACCGUGAAGAUAGAAUUAGGAACAAUAAUACUGGAGACUUCGAAAAUCGCCCCAGACCGGAGCGAGGAGACCGUAACAACCGUGAACGUAACUUCAACAAACCUGGAGAAAACCGUGGACCCCGAAAACCAUUCAAUGAACGCCGAGGAAAACGUGAAUUCGACAGGCAAAGCGGAUCGGACAAAACCCAUGGUUACAGAGGAGUGAAACAUGUGGACAAGCGCGACGGUUCUGGACCACACAACUGGGGAUCCAACAAGGAUGUCAUCGAAGAGGCUGAUCCUAACAAGACUACCGAAUCUAAUGACAAAUGGGCGGAAAAUGAGGCUAACGUAUCGAACGAAUCCAAGGGAGAAGACACCUCUGAGCCAGAAGCACCCCAACCGGAAGAACCAAAGGAACUGACCCUGGACGAAUGGAAAGCUCAGCGUGCUGGCCGUGCUAAACCUACCUACAAUAUCCGGAAAGCUGGUGAAGGCGAAGAUCCCUCCCAAUGGAAGAAGAUGUAUGAACUGAAGAAGAAAGAGGAUGAAGAGGAAACCGAAGAGGAGGAGUACGAAAUGAACGAAUACCCCCAACGUGUUGGCAGACAAAAGCACAUUCUGGACAUAGAUAUACAAUUCAACGAUAGCAGACGUCCCGGUCAAGGAAGAGGUAAAGGACCCAGAUCUGGACCAAGAGGGCCUGGAAACAAACCAAACCCACGUGGAGAGAGACCAGAAAGACGGUUCCGUGAUGAUCAGGGCGAAGAAAAACAGGACGUUCGUAGGGCCCCAAAAGUGGACGAUGAACGUGACUUCCCAUCACUUGGUUAAGUUCGCAACCAAUCACUACAGGGUGGAGCAUGCGCGCGCCUCGCUUAACCCUAAAAACGUUAAAAAGUUUCAAUGAACUUUUGAAAUUCAGUUUUCUUCUAAUAAUUAGAGACUACUACUACAUCAGUUUGGCAGUGUAGUGACUUUGUGCAGUUUUAAAACAGAUCAUUUCAAUUUUUCAACUUGACGUAAAUUUGAUAGUAAGAAAAGUGUUGAAAUUUCUUAUAUAUAAUUGUUUAUCAGUGUAGUCUGUGAUCCCAGGUCUGGGUGACGGUUACUAGUCAGUGUUAAGCUACAUUGUUAACGGUUUCUAGUGGCUGCUUUUGAAAAUUAUGAUCUUGUUUAUAUACUUAACACAAAUUUGAUGGUUUUUAUUUUCGAUCAAAUUUUCGAAUCGAAUGAACAACUUAAUGUUUAUUCUUUGUUUCUAGGAUUAUUUCAACAGAUAAUCUACACUUUGCAUUAUCAUACGAACGUUGUUUUGUAUUUAACUGGAUGUCAUUUCUGAUAUCAAUAAACUUUCAAACUGGUUCAA
This is a messenger RNA of Coccinella septempunctata (seven-spotted ladybird), 1899 nucleotides long. RefSeq names its product plasminogen activator inhibitor 1 RNA-binding protein-like. Gene Ontology annotation, molecular function: RNA binding. Bases 156 to 1364 code for a protein of 402 amino acids. The record is from RefSeq and is a predicted model, not a curated record. The transcript is spliced from 8 exons. Gene Ontology annotation, cellular component: nucleus; cytoplasm. Lineage: Eukaryota; Metazoa; Arthropoda; Insecta; Coleoptera; Coccinellidae.